This is a messenger RNA of Panicum hallii, 1486 nucleotides long. RefSeq names its product MADS-box transcription factor 15-like. The record is from RefSeq and is a predicted model, not a curated record. Bases 266 to 1054 code for a protein of 262 amino acids. The transcript is spliced from 8 exons. Gene Ontology annotation, cellular component: nucleus. Gene Ontology annotation, biological process: positive regulation of transcription by RNA polymerase II. Gene Ontology annotation, molecular function: protein dimerization activity; RNA polymerase II cis-regulatory region sequence-specific DNA binding; DNA-binding transcription factor activity, RNA polymerase II-specific. Lineage: Eukaryota; Viridiplantae; Streptophyta; Magnoliopsida; Poales; Poaceae.
UCUCCCCUCCCCUCCCCUCCCCUCCCUCCCUCACCACCACCGAUCGAUCCCUCUUCUCUUCUCCCCUUCCCUUUAAAGCUAGCUAGCUAGCGAGCGACCUACUUACCUGCCUCACCUCACCGGCGGCGACCCAUCCGCCGUCCGCCUGUCACUAGCUGCCGCUGCAUCGAUCAGGCCAGCAAGCUAGCGGAUCGAUCGGAGGGGAGACGAGCGACGACGAAGGAGAAGAAGAAGAAGAAGAAGAAGAAGGAAGGGAUCGAGCAAGAUGGGGCGCGGCAAGGUGCAGCUGAAGCGGAUAGAGAACAAGAUAAACCGGCAGGUGACCUUCUCCAAGCGCCGCAACGGCCUCCUCAAGAAGGCGCACGAGAUCUCCGUCCUCUGCGACGCCGAGGUUGGCGUCAUCGUCUUCUCCCCAAAGGGGAAGCUCUACGAGUACGCCACCGACGAGAGCAUGGACAAAAUUCUGGAACGUUACGAGCGCUAUUCCUAUGCUGAAAAGGCUCUAAUUUCAGCUGAAUCUGAGAGUGAGGGCAAUUGGUGCCACGAAUACAGGAAACUGAAGGCCAAAAUUGAGACCAUACAAAAAUGCCACAAGCACCUAAUGGGAGAGGAUCUAGAGUCUCUGAAUCUCAAAGAACUCCAACAACUAGAGCAGCAGCUGGAGAGCUCACUGAAGCACAUCAGAUCAAGAAAGAGCCACCUUAUGGUCGAGUCCAUUUCUGAGCUACAAAAGAAGGAGAGAUCACUGCAGGAGGAGAACAAGGCUCUACAGAAGGAACUUGCGGAGAGGCAGAAGGCGGCUGCCAGCAGGCAGCGGCAGCAGGUGCAGCAGUGGGACCAGCACACCCAGACAAGCUCAUCAUCUUCCUCCUUCCUGAUGAGGCAGGAUCAGCAGCCACUGCAGCCUCCACAAAACAUCUGCUACCCACCGGUGACGAUGGGAGAGAGAGGCGAAGAGGCGGCGGCAGCGGCGCCGCAGCAGCCAGGGCAGGUGCAACCGCAACUUCGCAUCGGGGGCCUUCCGCCAUGGAUGAUCAGCCACCUCAAUGCUUGAGCGGGCGACAAGCACGUCGAACUCGACCGCUACUACACCAUGAUUACUUGCCGUGCCUAUCUAUCCAGCGAUUGCGAGCAACUGCGCCUGCAAAGUGGUUGCUCACCGUUGAUUGAGUCCUAGCAUAAGCUCAUUGCAGCGAUGAAGCUAAACUAUUGUUAUGUUUGCAACAAGAAGGGUGAGCACUGUAUAAUCUUGUCCAGCAUGCAUGUGUGUACCAACUGAUGCAUGCCCCCUAUAUAUAUGCCUAUGUUAUUGGCCAAGUUAGCCAUGAAUCUAGUGCUUUUGUUGAAAGCAAGGGUGCAGAUCAAAAGACAUGGUUUGUGUAAAUAGUAUUAAUUAGGAUAUGAUCCCUACUGCUACUACCUCUGCCAGUGAGUGAGUUGAUGGGAGAAUGAAUAAAAGUCGCCCCUGUGCUGCUGAUGCAUGAUA